GCUGCUGAACGCAUCUCCGAACGGCUCGUCGUUCACUGGGAUCGUCGAGCUGAUCCCCAGCACCGGCGGCACCGCAUCGCCCACCGCCGUGUCGCCCAAUAGCCCGUGUGGUGCCAGAGUGAAAUCCGCCACGUAGUCGCUGGCCGCUGGCGUGUCACCGCCUGGCUGCUGGCUCUCCUGCAACCGCCGCUGCACACUCGCCGCCACGUCGCCGCCCGACGUGUGUGCGUCCAGCACGUGCGCGAGCCGCAUUGCCAGCGCUUGCCUUACCGACUCCGGUUCGCCCACCUGACUGCCAUCAGAUGAGCCGCGCGGCACCACGCAGUCCGACGACCCCCGCCGCCGCCGCUUCUCCCCAUGCGCCAGCACUGCCGGGCUGCUGCUCCCGCCCACAUUGCGCUCCGCCGGCUCCCCCAGGGUCGACUCGCCCACCGUCAGAACCCGCAUCCGCCGCAGCUCCUCCACCUCCCCCACGCCGCGCGCUGCAUCCAGCAGCUCCACAGCCAGAAGCGCAAACGCGUCGCGGGCCAGCGCUGCCGACUGCGCUAUGUCAAGCUCACUGGGCGCACCCAUGCAUAGCCGGCGCCACGCUGCCUCCAGAUGCCGCCGCCCGGCCACCGGUCGCUCCUGCCGCCGGCUGGCUCGCAAUGACACCGACCCGCCGCGCCAGUUUGCGUGAUGCACUGCUGUCGCUGCCAUUCAUCGCCGCCUCCAGCGAUUCCGCCAGCUUCAAGCCCAGCAGCUGCGACAGCUUGCGUGCCUCGGGGCUGUGCGGCUGUGCCAGGUCCUGCAGCUGCGCAUCUUUUGGCGGAUACGUGCUGCCCGCCGCCACUGGUCGUCUGGCACUGUGUUCUGCUGUGGACAUACGUCUAUCCGGAACUGCCGCCGCUCGUUGCUGAUGCUGAGUUCUAUGCCAUGCAGAAAAGAAAUCCCGUGCAUAUCAAAUCUCACGCAUCACUCACUGUCUUCUGGAACCCGGCCAUUGGCAGGGCCAGAACGCACUCCAAAACAGCCCAUGGCUCCUCCUUUUUGGCCUUACCGUAUUUCGCCUUCUGCUCGUCGUCCAGCCGCUUAUCUUCGGGAACGUCGGUGCUCAUUGUAUGUCAGGAAAAAGGCCUGUCUGCCAAAAUUGCUACUCUAACUGAAAAAGUAAAUAGAAAAGCAC
Messenger RNA from Linderina pennispora, 1165 nucleotides. RefSeq lists its product as uncharacterized. Bases 303 to 899 code for a protein of 198 amino acids. Lineage: Eukaryota; Fungi; Kickxellomycota; Kickxellomycetes; Kickxellales; Kickxellaceae. The record is from RefSeq and is a predicted model, not a curated record. The transcript has a single exon.